Messenger RNA from Trematosphaeria pertusa, 1293 nucleotides. Its product is annotated as thiolase-like protein. The record is from RefSeq and is a predicted model, not a curated record. Bases 1 to 1293 code for a protein of 430 amino acids. Gene Ontology annotation, biological process: polyketide biosynthetic process. The transcript is spliced from 4 exons. NCBI's taxonomy places the organism in Eukaryota, Fungi, Ascomycota, Dothideomycetes, Pleosporales, Trematosphaeriaceae. Gene Ontology annotation, molecular function: acyltransferase activity, transferring groups other than amino-acyl groups.
AUGGGCAGUAGCACGAAGGCCGACUCGCUAUACAUCACAGGCCUGGCCCACGAAUACCCGCCGUAUUCAUUCAAACAAGACCAAUUCGAAGAUGUUCUCAGGAGACUGCGUCCAGAUGACGUAACCUCGGCGGGCAUCCAGAAACUGAUCGACUUCAACCGCAAAACGGGAAUCUCCUCCCGCCCAACAAUCUUCGACUACACCACGUGGGACAAAGAAAGUUCCAUACCCCCACCCAUCGAUGAGCUCUCGCGACUCUUUCGAACUGUCGGCGUAGACCUCACUGCGUCCGCGUGCAGAAAAGCAAUGUUCGAAGCAGGCGUAUCCAGGGAAGAUAUAACGCACGUUGUUGCAGUGACAUGCACGGAUACCGGAAACCCUGGCUACGACCUCCUAGUCUGCCAAAGCCUGCGCCUACAUUCAGGUGUAGCGCGGACUCUUCUCCACGGUGUGGGCUGUGCGGGCGGUCUUUCGGCGCUCCGUGCAGCUGCGGAUCUUGCGGCAGCGGCAACGCAUCGGGGACGGCCGGCGAGGAUCCUGGUCUUUGCGUGCGAGCUCUGCAGUCUGUUUCUAAGGUGUGAGGUGGAGCUGGCUUGCCGGGAUAGCGAGCGGCUGCAUAUUGCUCCCGCGCUGUUCUCGGAUGCUGCUGCGGCGGUGGUGGUUUGCAAUGGGCUUGCGGUUGGGGAGAUGGGGAGGCCGCCGGUGUUCGAGCUGCUGGAGUGGGGGAGUAUGGUUGUGUCGGGGACGGUGGAGUGUAUGUCUUAUUUGACGGAGCCAAAUGGUAUGAUAGCGAACAUCACCAAAGACGUCCCGAAGACGGCGAUUGGCGCUAUACGUCCCAUGUUCGACCAGCUCCGUCACACCCUUGGCAUGACAUACAAGCAUCGUUCCUGGAUGCAUGCUCCACCUUCGAAGUUCGACUGGGCGAUCCAUCCAGGCGGCGCCGCAAUCUUGCAGGGCGCACAACGGACUCUGCAUCUUACAGACGACCACAUACGUGCCUCUCUCGAGGUCUACCGCUCGUACGGGAAUUCUUCUAGUCCGACGGUUCUCAUCGUGCUCGACAAGCUGAGGCAGAUGGGCGAGGGCAGAGAUCAUGUCGUGGCGACGAGCUUUGGGCCUGGAUUGGCGAUUGAGAUGUGUGUGAUGAAACGGUUCAAGGUUCUAAAGUCUUCAGCUCAUCACUCUGACCAGGAUACAACACUCUUUAUACAACACCUUGGUUGCUGUCUUGCGGGCCCUGAGGAAUACCAAGAAAUGCGGCAGGACCUUGGGGUCGGCGGCUCGCGAUGA